Ostrea edulis (European flat oyster) is the source of this 1347-nucleotide messenger RNA. RefSeq lists its product as uncharacterized. NCBI's taxonomy places the organism in Eukaryota, Metazoa, Mollusca, Bivalvia, Ostreida, Ostreidae. The record is from RefSeq and is a predicted model, not a curated record. The transcript has a single exon. The coding region runs from base 1 to 1347 and encodes 448 amino acids.
AUGGAUCUUUCUGGAAUCCCGCAUCCACAUAUGGACUGGAACUCGACAAAUCUGCCCGAAGCGUGGAAAAAAUUUAGACAGCACGUGGAACUGAUUUUCAAUGGACCCCUCAAAGGGAAAGACGAACCAAUACUGUGCUCGUACCUCAUGUUAUGGGUCGGAGAUAAAGGCAGAGACAUUUUUAACACUUGGAACCUCUCAGCGGACGACAGUAAGAAAUUAAAUAAAUACUAUGAACACUUCCAGGCUUAUGUACAGCCAAAAUUGAAUCCGGUGUUUGCUAGAUACAAAUUUAACAAUCAAGUGCAGGGUGACGCGACAUUUGAUCAGUUCGUAACCCAACUUAAAUUACUGGCUGUUGAUUGUUCGUACACAGAUCCCAACGAGAUGAUAAGGGACAGAAUUGUUUUCGGAGUGAAAUCUGCUAAGAUUCGUGAAAAACUUAUCAACGAGGGAGAGAACCUAACUCUCGAAAAAGCAGUUCAGAUUGGACAAAACAUUGAGUAUUCAUGUGAACAACUGAAAACCAUGAAUGCAGCAGCAUCGGAAGUUCACGCUGUCGCCACAGGAUCACGGGGAACUACGCGAUAUUCCAAGGGGCGUAACUCGCACUCUCAGAGACAAAAUCAAGGAAACCGCGCGUCCACAAGAAACCCAAAGAAACCUAGCGAAUGUCCAAACUGCGGCCGUAAUCACAAGGAUGGAACGUGCCCAGCCAAAGGAAAGCGCUGUGAUAAAUGUGGAAAAUGGAACCAUUUUGCAGCAGUGUGUCGUUCUUCACAAUCUAACAAUAACUCUAAAAGUGCUAGGGUCAAUGAAAUAUUUGUAAACACACAACCAGGUAUGGGUAGUGACCAAGAUUCUGAUUUCUAUGUAGAUACUAUUCAUGUAGACUCAGGUACAUCAGGUAAGACCCCUGACCAAGCAUUUGUUAAUGUGUCCAUUGGCCUAAAUGAGUCAUCUGUUAGAUUCAAAUUAGAUACUGGCUCGCAGGUGAAUAUUUUGCCCGCCACCGAGUACAACCGCCUAGGCAUUCAAAGCGUGCUUACGAAAGCCACUAAGCAUUUAUCAGCUUACAGCGGGACAGCACUGAAAACGUUAGGUCAGUGUAAGCUUAAAUGCGCAUAUAAUGAGCGAUCCAUUGUUGUUGAUUUCUUCAUUGUAGAAACUCAGUCAACCCCCAUAUUAGGUAUGCCCUCAUGUUUAGCCCUUGAGCUUAUUCAGCUUAUUUACACCGUCGAUACCACUAAGCCGCCCCUCGAUAAGAAUGCAGUUUUAUCCGAGUUUAGUGAUGUGUUCAAGGGAGUUGGCAAAUUUAAAGGGGAUUGCAGUAUUCGCAUAGACUGA